Messenger RNA from Triticum urartu, 2631 nucleotides. Its product is annotated as protein CASP. Lineage: Eukaryota; Viridiplantae; Streptophyta; Magnoliopsida; Poales; Poaceae. The record is from RefSeq and is a predicted model, not a curated record. Gene Ontology annotation, cellular component: Golgi membrane. Gene Ontology annotation, biological process: intra-Golgi vesicle-mediated transport.
AAAGCCUACAACUUACGUACUGAAGAAAAGAAAACCACUUGUAAAGCAGAUCACAUAUACUCACCGCACCGCACCGCGCGUCGUCGCCGCGCCGCCCCGCCCCACCCCACCGGAUCCCGCCAGAUCCAGGCGCCCAGAUCCCGGAGCGCCCGACUGGUCCGAUGGACCCCUCGCCGGCCCAGGCGGCCGCGGCGGAGCGCGACCGCUCGCCGCCGCCGCCCCCUCCCCCGCCCCCGUCCUCCUCCGCGUCGCCUCUCGCCGUCGUCUGCAGCUUCUGGAAAGACUUCGAUUUGGAGAAAGAAAGAAGUGGGUUGGAUGAGCAGGGUUUAAAGAUUGCGGAGAAUCAAGAGACGAGCCAGAAGAACCGACGUAGACUUGCUGAGAAUACUCGGGACUUCAAGAAGGCAUCUCCAGAUGACAAGCUUAGUUUGUUCAACUCAUUGCUUAAGAGUUACCAGGAGGAAGUUGACAAUCUCACAAAGAGAGCAAAGUUUGGAGAAAAUGCAUUUCUCAACAUCUAUCAGAAGCUCUAUGAAGCCCCUGAUCCAUAUCCAGCUCUUGCUUCUAUGUCUGAUCAAGACCAGAAACUAUCUGAACUGGAGACUGAAAACCGGAAGAUGAAACUUGAGCUUGAAGAAUACCGGGCGGAAUCUGCGCACCUAAAGAACCAACAGGCGACGAUUAGGCGACUUGAGGAGCGAAACCGCCAACUAGAACAACAGAUGGAAGAAAAAGUUAGAGAGAUGGUUGAAAUGAAACAGCGAAGCUUGGCAGAAGAUAGUCAGAAAACUCUCGAAGCCCUGAAAGAUAGGGAACGGGCGUUGCAGGACCAACUAAGGCAAGCUACAGAAAGUGUCAAGAAUAUGCAGAAGUUACAUGAAUCGGCACAAAGCCAAUUGUUUGAGCUUCGUACUCAAUCAGAGGAGGACCGGACAGCAAAGGAAGCUGAAGUGAGCCUUCUGAUGGAUGAAGUUGAACGCGCUCAAUCACGAUUAGUUAGCCUUGAAAGAGAAAAGGGGGAUUUACGGUCUCAGUUGCAGACAACAAAUGAAGACACAAGUAAUAAUAGUGAUUAUGUGGACCCAAGUGAUAUACUUGAGAGUUCUUUGAAUGCCAAGGAGAAGAUUAUAUCAGAGUUGAAUGCAGAACUGCGUAACAUUGAAAGUACUUUAUCAAGUGAGAAAGAAAUGCAUGUGAAUGAAGUAAAGAAGUUGACUGCUUUACUCAGUGAGAAGGAAACUGCGAUAACGGAGUUGAAGAAAGAACUUCAAGAAAGACCUACGACUAGACUAGUUGAUGAUCUCAAGAAAAAGGUUCAGAUUUUGCAGGCUGUUGGGUACAACUCAAUUGAAGCUGAAGACUGGGAGCUAGCAACUAAUGGUGAAGAAAUGAGCAAACUGGAAGCUUUGCUUCUUGAUAAGAACCGCAAAAUGGAGCAUGAACUUACACAGUUGAAGGUUAAAAUAUCAGAGAAGUCAAGUCUUCUUGAGGAAGCCGAGAGAAAGAUCGCUGAACUAACUUCAAAGGUUGAAGAGCAGCAAAAAUUGAUUCUGAAACUUGAGGAUGACAUAUUAAAGGGCUGCAGUUCAACUGAUAGGAGGAUUUCUCUUUUGAAUGAUUGGGAUCUUCAAGAAAUAGGCUCAAAUGAAGUAUCGGAGGGUACUGAUCCAAGGAAUUCAUCACCAGACCAAGAUCAAAGUUCCAUGCUCAAGGUCAUCUGCAAUCAGAGGGACCGUUUCCGUACACGAUUACGUGAAACUGAAGAGGAACUGAGGAGAUUAAAAGAGAAGUAUGAAAUGCUAGCUGUAGAAUUGGAAAAAACAAAAGCUGAUAAUGUUCAAUUGUACGGAAAGAUUCGAUACGUCCAGGACUACAGUCAUGAGAAGAUUGUUUCUAGAGGACCAAAGAAGUACGCAGAAGAUAUUGAAAGUGGUUCUUCAGAUGUUGAAACAAAGUACAAGAAAAUGUACGAGGAUGACAUAAAUCCUUUUGCAGCUUUCUCGAGGAAGGAAAAGGAUCAAAGAUACAAGGAACUUGGUAUAAGAGAUAAGAUCACUCUCAGUAGUGGCCGUUUUCUCCUCGGUAACAAAUUUGCCCGGACAUUUAUAUUCUUCUACACUAUUGGAUUGCAUCUCCUUGUGUUCACACUGCUGUACAGAAUGUCAGCUUUGAGCUAUCUGAGCAUAACACCUGCACAUGAUGAGAUCAUCCUCGACGCUGGCAAUCAGACACUAUCGCAUAUGCCCUGAGCCAAGUUUGAUGUAACAGUAUUAUCACUUGAUCAGUACUGAAAACGAAGCGUUCCCGGGGUUUUGGUCUCGAGAAUCUCUGCAUAGGAUUAUGACUGAAGUUUUUAGUUUACUAUGCCCUUUAGGUGCCUUGAUAUGUUCUCUCCUGUAGAUAAAUUUCCAGUAAAGCGGGUAAGGACCAAGGGACGAGGUGGCGGAUGAGGUGUGGUGCUAGAGUCAUUCUGUAAACUGUUGUAUUACCCAAUUGCCCUUUUGAUGACAAAUGAAAGCACAUAUGUACAAACACAAUGCCAUCCAAAGUAUGUUUCAGAACAUAUGGUCGGGAGUUUGUGGCGAGGACAGUUGUACAGAAUUCUAGAAAUAAAAAGGAUUGAGUGAGCAA